CUUGUUUCACCUCCAGUGAAAAAGUCGCUAGUUGGUGUUCAGUUUCACUCUUCCCUCCUCUUUCUUCCCAGCUGCCUUUGAGCAUGGCUGCUGCAGAGAGCUGCUGACCAGUCAGACCAGUUUUCAACAUCGUGGCCUAAUUACCACAUUGGCUUUAGGGAGUUUGCAUUGUUUAAAAGCUGCUUUUCAGAUGGUUUCACUUCAUGGAACGGAGAGACGCAAAAGUGGGAUGUGUUGUAAGUCUUGAUGGGCAUUGGUCUCCGUACAAGAAGGACAACAAGACAUCGCCACAGGCGUGAGUCUUCCACGAGUGCAACAUGUUCUCCUCUGCGACCCCCUACAAGAACCAGCACUACGCUGAGCUCAAGAAGGAAUGCAUCAAGAGUAAAAAACUCUUUGAGGAUCCAGAGUUUCCAGCUAUAGAUUCGUCGCUGUAUUUUCGGAAACCACCGCGUGGUAUUGCGCAAUGGAAACGUCCUGGGGAGAUCAGCAAUGACCCGCACCUGUUUGUGGAGGGCGUCAGCUCCCAUGACUUGAACCAAGGCUCAGUGGGGAACUGCUGGUUUGUGGCUGCCUGCUCUUGCUUGGCCCUGAAACCUAACCUGUGGAAAAGGGUCAUUCCGGACUGGAAGGAGCAGGAGUGGGACUCCAAACACCCGGAGGAAUAUGCCGGAAUCUUUCACUUUCAGUUUUGGGUGUUUGGCAAGUGGGUGGAUGUUGUCGUGGAUGACCGCCUUCCUACAAUAAAUGGAGAACUCAUCUACUGUCACUCCAAAGACAACAAUGAAUACUGGAGUGCUCUGUUGGAGAAGGCCUACGCCAAGCUCUCUGGCUGCUAUGAGUCGCUUGAGGGGGGCAACACUGGAGACGCCGUGGUGGACUUCAGUGGAGCUGUGUCUGAGGCCAUCAACCUGGAAGGCGAGGCUUACUACAAAGACCAGAAGAAGCUAGACCAUCUCUUUGUAGACCUACUGAAGGUGUACGACCGAGGCGGCAUCAUAAGCUCCUCCAUUAAGGCGGAACCUCAUGAAAUUGAGCUCAAAAUGGCUAAUGGGCUGGUGAAAGGUCACGCGUACUCUGUGACGGCAGUAAAGAAGGUGCGUCUGGGUCACGGGCUGAUAGCCUACUUCAAGAAUGACACCAUCCCGAUGAUCCGCAUGAGGAAUCCCUGGGGAAAGACGGAGUGGAAUGGAGCUUGGAGUGACAGUUCUGAGGAAUGGUCAAAAGUCGGCGACACGGAAAGGGGCAACCUCGGUAUCACAGUGGAAGAUGAUGGCGAGUUCUGGAUGUUUUUCACAGACUGGUGCAAGCACUUCACAGAUGCCGACGUUUGCCGUCUCAUCAACACGUCUGUGUUGAGCCUCCAUAAGACCUGGCAUGAAGUGGUGCACUUUGGGAGCUGGACCAAGCAAGCGGAGCCUCUCUUGAACCGCUGUGGUGGCUGUGCAAACCAUAAGCAGACCUUCCUGCAGAACCCACAGUUCAUGUUCGACGUCACAAAGGAGGCCGACGAGGUCCUCAUCUCCUUACAACAGCGUGAUAUGAAAAUCCACAGGAAGAUUGGACAAGGGGAGAAUAUCACAAUCGGCUUCUGCAUCUUUAAGGUGGAACUAAACAGGAAGUACAGACUACACGACAUCCUGACCCAGAACCUCGUGCAGACUUCCACAUACAUAAACGCCCGCACGGUCUUCAUGCGAUGCACGCUGCAGCAGGGCCGCUAUGUCAUCCUGCCCACUACCUUCAAACCGUACACUCUGGGGGACUACAUGAUCCGACUCUUCACCGACGUGGACUCGGACUGCCGGGAGCUGACUGAAGAUAAGCCCAGGGUGAGAUGUUGGAGUUCCUUCCUGGGAUACCCACAGGCCGUGACCCACGUGUAUGUGCACUCUGCUGAGGGUCUGCAGAACCAGGACAGUACAGGCGGCGCAGACCCUUACGUGAUCAUCAGCUGCGAAGGCCGCUCUGUAAAGUCCGCCAUCCAGAAGGACACUUUGACACCAGAGUUUGCAACCAGUGGUAUUUUCUACAGGAAGAAGCCCAGGAAGCCUUUAAUUGUACAGAUCUGGAACAGUAACGCAGUACAGGACCAGUUCAUGGGCCAAGUGAUGCUUUCCGCUUCUACGAAGGACACCGCCGAUCCCCAGAGGCUGCAGCUGAGGAAACAAGGCCACAACAUGGCCGAUGAGAUGCCGGGGAGCGUCACUCUAAGGGUCGUCACUUCUUCUCAGCUGACCGCCAUGUGAGGGCUCGCACAUCGACUGAACUGUGAAACUAUG
Messenger RNA from Nerophis lumbriciformis (worm pipefish), 2282 nucleotides. Its product is annotated as calpain-5-like. Gene Ontology annotation, cellular component: cytoplasm. NCBI's taxonomy places the organism in Eukaryota, Metazoa, Chordata, Actinopteri, Syngnathiformes, Syngnathidae. The record is from RefSeq and is a predicted model, not a curated record. Gene Ontology annotation, biological process: proteolysis. Gene Ontology annotation, molecular function: calcium-dependent cysteine-type endopeptidase activity.